Molecule: messenger RNA, 660 nt
Organism: Nymphaea colorata (pocket water lily)
Lineage: Eukaryota; Viridiplantae; Streptophyta; Magnoliopsida; Nymphaeales; Nymphaeaceae
Product: alpha-amylase-like
Biological process (GO): carbohydrate metabolic process
Source: RefSeq, a predicted model, not a curated record
AUGGCUAGACAUUGCUUCAUCAUCCUGAUGGUUGUGGUGGGUUUGGUCAAUGCAGCCAAUAAGGAUGAGUGGAAAAAGAGAUCCAUAUAUCAGGUGCUCACUGAUCGGUUCGCCAGGAACGAUGGAACCACACCCGCAUGCCAAUCUAGGUAAGUGAUAAAUCAUAUAGGAAACUAUUGCGGAGGAGGAUAUAAGGGACUCACCAACCACCUAGACUAUAUCCUAGGCAUGGGCUUCGAUGCUAUCUGGAUUUCUCCAAUCAUUGACAACAGAGAUGGAGGCUAUCAUGGCUACUGGGGAAGAAAUCUCUACAAAUUAAAUGAUCACUUCGGAUCGGAGCAGGAUUUCGUCAACUUUGUCAGCGCCUGCCACGCCAAGGGAAUCUUAGUCAUGGUGGAUGUUGUUGGCAACCACAUGGGCAACCUUGAUACUAACUUCGGAGUCAAUACGCCCUUCAAUGAUGGCCACUAUCACGAUUACUGCGAAAUCACAGGGCAAGACUUCUCAACUCACAACCAGAACAGGAUAGAGAAUUGCAGACUUGCCAAACUGGCCGAUCUCAAGCAGGAAAACGAUUACGUCAGGACCACUCUUCUGAGCUGGAUUAAAGAUCUAGUCAACAAAUACCACAUGAUGGCUCAGAAUCGAUACAGUUCCUGA